Molecule: messenger RNA, 957 nt
Organism: Guillardia theta CCMP2712
Lineage: Eukaryota; Cryptophyceae; Pyrenomonadales; Geminigeraceae
Exons: 7
Coding region: 1-957 (318 amino acids)
Molecular function (GO): protein binding
Source: RefSeq, a predicted model, not a curated record
AUGACCGUCUCCCUCUUGGAUCUCUUCUCUGUCCCUACUCUACAUCCCCUCCUGUGCCCCCCCGACCGAACCCUCGUCCUCGAGCAGUCCAGCAAGCGCAUCAGAGCUGACCUCAACCUCGCCUCCCCCUCCACCCUCGCAGACGUCCUCCUCCUCGUCGAGCUCAAGCACCCCCCAGCUGACUCCCAGUCCCUUGCCGCCUGGUUGAUGCGCCAUCAGGCCGCCGACAUCUCGCUCAAGGCCUCCAACCCCGCCGCUUUCCUCGCAGCCCUCCCGAGCCUCCGACAAGCCCACGACCAGGGCUGGAGAGGACCGCACACGCUGGACUUGACCUACUGCGGCCUCAGCGACGACGCCAUGGACGAGGUCGCCAACAGCCUGGAGACGAUGCCCCGCCUUCGAAGCCUCAAGCUGCGGAGCAACCGCAUCUCCGGAGAGGGAGCGCGGAAGCUGUUCGCGGGCUUCAAGCACACCCCCGACCUGCAGUACCUCGACCUGGACUGGAACAGCCUGGGCAACGAGGGAGCCUUCUACCUCCGCGGGGGCCUCGAGCUCGUGCCCGGCCUGAGGUCGCUCAAGAUGCGCUGCAACGAGGUGGACGGGAAGGGAGCCGCCAUCCUCUUCGCGGGGCUGCGGGAGAUGCCGAGCCUGCGGGACCUGGACAUGGUGAGAGGAGAGGAGGCGGGCGAGAGGGUCGGGCGGGGACUGAAGGGCCUCCGUGUGCGCGAGCAGAGAAACAACGACCUCGGGGAGGAGGGCGCGGCGUUCCUUGAGCACUGGCUAGAGCACAGCCGUCACUGCCAGAUCCGCAUGCUGGACCUGGUGGGGAACGGGAUCUCGGAAGAGUCGGGGAGGAGCCUUGCGAGGAAGCUUCAGCGAACAUGCAGGGAGGCAUGGGCAGCGGGAGAGUCAGGACAAGGAGAACCAGGUCAAGAUCUUAUCAUGGUUGCAUGUUGA